CGGUGUCUCUCCUGUCCGUGUUCACAGGUGUCUCAGGGCUGCGGAGACACGCUCUGUGGAAACACCGGAGGAUUCCCUCAGCGCGUUGGCAUUAAAGUUUAGUCACGUUCAGCAAAAAGGGCAGGAAUUAGUUCACUACACUGGUCCCUGAGAGGAGCGCCGGUUCUCUCGGUUUUUAUCCACGCCUCCCACACAGCUUCCUAUAUUGUCUUCUUGUCCGUUUCAACGCGCUAAUCUCUUAAAAUUUGAAGACAGCAUGACAGGAGGACCGAAGGACGGCGAAACAGAAGAGGAGUUCCUGCAUUCGCCGUUCAUCCGAAAACAAGGGAACAUAUACAAACCGAACAAUAAAGACAUGGACAACGACAGUGUGAACGAGAAGACGAUGGAAGAUGUCCACACCAAAGAGAUCGACCUGGUCAACCGGGAUCCCAAGCACAUAAACGACGACGUUGUCAAGGUCGAAUUUGAAGAUGUGAUCGCAGAGCCUGCAGGGACCUACAGCUUCGACGGUGUGUGGAAAGCCAGCUUCACCACCUUCACCGUCACCAAGUACUGGUGCUACCGCAUGCUGACGGCGCUGGUUGGUAUCCCCUUGGCGCUGAUCUGGGGUAUCUUCUUCGCCAUCCUGUCCUUCCUGCACAUCUGGGCCGUGGUGCCGUGCGUCAAGAGCUACCUGAUCGAGAUCCACUGCGUCAGCCGCGUCUACUCCAUCUGCGUGCACACCUUCUGCGACCCGCUGUUCGAGGCCAUGGGCAAGUGCUUCAGCAGCGUCCGAAUCCGCACGACCAAGGAGGUGUAGUGUCCGAAACCAGGAGGAGGAGAGGAGGAGGAUUAACGGAAAAAAAAGGGGGAGGGAGGAUGGGAGGGCUGGAGCAACGCAGAUGGAGGGAAAAGUCAGAACAAGAAAAAAUAAAAAGAAUAAAUAGACCUCUGGAAGAGAGGUGAGACUUUUCCAGAGUAGGGCGUGGAUGUUUGGAGGUGGAGGUUUGUGGUCACAUGACAUCGGAUCCCGCCUUUUAAAAAACAGCAGUUUUUUCUCUCCGCUGAUGGCAUAACAAACCGGGUGGGCACAGGGAAUCAAAGGGUCAUUGUUUGGGUUUUUGUUGCUGUUUUUUUUUGUGUUCUCUAGUUUUUUGUUUUUUGUUUUCAUUUUUUUUUAUUAUUAUUCCUCACCGUUAACUUUGUCGUGCAGGCAUUCAAGCUCCGUAUCUUAUCAAUUCCUUCCAUUCUUACUGUUUCUUUCGGAGGGCUAAUCACACAUUGAUCUGUUGAUUGUGAAGAGAGGAUGUCAUAAUUAGAGAUGUCCCGCUUGUUAGCGUUUGUUUUCCCGGAGCCGGUGGGGCGAGGAUGGUGGGAUGUCGGGGUUGUGAAGGUCAUAACAGAGAGAACGAGUAAGCACUGCCAAAUUCUGUCUGACUCGGCAAAAAUGAAAGAAUCACAAACGUCCGUCAGCACAGCGACGCCUCUGGCCCACGUGACCUCCAAAUGACCAAAGGCAGCCUACCAACCCUCCCCUCCCCCAUCGCCCUGCUUCCCAGCAGUCUGACACACUGAACCUGCCCUCGUUCCUGCAUGCACCUGCCUCGCCUUGCCAGCAACUCGCCGUCCACCACGGCCGCCACGCUGCCGGAAGGAGCAGAAAUGACCUGCGCCUCAGCUCACUCGCUCUCUGCGCCAUCUUCCUAUUUCGCCUUCGCCAUUACAUUUUCUCCCCUGCAGCCUCUUUCGCCAUCACCUCGAGAACAACACGGGCGCGUGACAGAGAAUGUGGCCAAUAUGGAGCUGGUAUUUUUCACUGAGCUCAGCUCUUUUAAAUGCACAUCGGCAUAGUCCCACGUUGAAUGCUUUUUCUUCUACACUAUAAAUAUGAAGAACUACCAGGGCCUGAUUUCAAGCUGCCAUUGUUCUGAUAACCUGUAUGUACUGUAUGGGUGAAAAUAAGACUUUAUUAGCUAUGGCCUCAUUCCAAUGCACUAAUCUAUGGGAAAGUAUGGUGUAUAGCGAAUAGCGCUAAUGAAAAUAGUUACUUUUGCACACGUUGCCCAAUUACACUGUGCAGAUCUGAGUUUAAAUGGAGAGUUUUACACACUGUGGUACUUCCACAGGUUAAUGCAUUGGAAUCAAUUCAAUGUGACGUGGAAUGUGUGAUCUGUGACGCAUUUUUAUUUGUUACCUGGACAUCAGUUUUUACCAUCCCCGUUUUUGCCUUAUGUUUUUGUUCUGUCGCCCUGCUUCUGGACUGUGGACACGAUGCUCGAAAGCAUCAAACCCCCCUCGCCUCGGAGACGUGAUGAAUCCAGUGAUGGGUGGGGUUACUGGGUUAGUUUGGGGCGACUAAAUCCACUCUGACUAUGUCACCUUCGGUCUUCCUGCUGUCAUCUGACAAGGAUGGUAAUAUCAUUAGCACCUGUUUCUUGAAAUGAGUUUUUAAGCUCUGAAGGUGAUAUUUUUAGAAUAAAUGAUUUUUUAUUUCCUUUCUUGCUUUUACUGUACAAUAUCACGCUGUGCACAUUAAAAUUUAAUAUAAUCCGG
Mugil cephalus (flathead mullet) is the source of this 2535-nucleotide messenger RNA. RefSeq names its product caveolin 1 (gene cav1). Gene Ontology annotation, biological process: negative regulation of endothelial cell proliferation; negative regulation of protein tyrosine kinase activity; caveola assembly. Bases 257 to 802 code for a protein of 181 amino acids. Lineage: Eukaryota; Metazoa; Chordata; Actinopteri; Mugiliformes; Mugilidae. The record is from RefSeq and is a predicted model, not a curated record. Gene Ontology annotation, cellular component: Golgi apparatus; perinuclear region of cytoplasm; cytoplasmic vesicle. The transcript is spliced from 3 exons. Gene Ontology annotation, molecular function: molecular adaptor activity; transmembrane transporter binding; protein kinase binding.